Messenger RNA from Nannospalax galili (Upper Galilee mountains blind mole rat), 2422 nucleotides. It is a transcript of the gene Fbxo43, whose product is annotated as F-box protein 43. The record is from RefSeq and is a predicted model, not a curated record. Gene Ontology annotation, cellular component: nucleus. Gene Ontology annotation, biological process: regulation of mitotic nuclear division; negative regulation of meiotic nuclear division. NCBI's taxonomy places the organism in Eukaryota, Metazoa, Chordata, Mammalia, Rodentia, Spalacidae. Gene Ontology annotation, molecular function: zinc ion binding. The transcript is spliced from 5 exons. The coding region runs from base 164 to 2284 and encodes 706 amino acids.
UCCGCAGAGCUGGAGGAGGUUCAGGAUGACUGAGGCCUUGAGUGCCGAGCCUGAUCCCCGCAGCCUGUGUUCCACGUCCCCCUUCACCUUUCCCCUUCACUGAGCUGCUGCGCGGUUUCCUUCAGUGCUCGGUGUUUUCCGCUCUAAGUGGUGUUGCUUUGGCAUGAACUUUAAAGGCAAAGAUGAGAGACUUUCUUGUUUGGAAGCCUACCUAGCUUUGACAUGUCUUAAGAGCUCAAGGUUUACUGAUGAAACAGAGAGCUUGAAGAUGUUCCAAAGGCAUUCAGUCAGUCAUGGUACAGGAAGUGGAGUGGACGCCCCUACAGUCAACAUCGAGUGCACCAACCUCAGGGAUUUUUGUUCCACAUCCUCCUUUCAAGAUAGAGGCCAUCAAGAGUGGUCAAAGUCUUGCAGCUUUCAUAACAAUGAAUUUGCUGGAAAGAAAGAAAAAGACCCAACAUUAAUCCAUGAGCACCUUGUCACUUCAGGUUUAGGCUUAACAAAUCCCAUAGAAACUCCCACUCAAAGAAAGAAAUUUGUGUUCACUAGGAAGGAAAAUGAUACAAGCCCAGAACUUUGUGAGACUCCCAAAAUCAGAAGAAAAAGAUGCUCAUUACGCAGAAGGUUGGAUUUAUCUUUUGCUCUUCUAAAGGGGGAUUAUGAAUCACAAAACAGUUCUCUGAAAAGUAGUAUAAGUCACAUACCCAGCUUAGAAAAGCAUAUUUCAUGCAGUACUUCAGGUUUUCCAAAGCAAAACAUUUUUAGCCCCUUAGUUACUAGCACUAUCAAAACAGAGGAGGCGACUCCCAGCUGUCAGAACUUAAGGUUAAAUUUUUCUCAGCACAAGACUUCCACAAUUGAUGACUCCAAAGAUGAUUGUAGCUUAUUUGAGGUGGAUUGCCUAUCUCCAAUUCAGGGCAAUAAUAUUAAAGAUUCGAUCACACAGGACUUUAGUGAUAGCAGUUUAAGUGUUCACGACGAGAAUACGUGCCCUGACCUUCUGGGCUCCUCCGGUAGCAGAGCAGCCUGUGAAACAGAUGAGAACAUAUUUGUGACUCCAGUAAACAAUCUUCUCACAAACAUUAAGUUUAAUGCAAACCAAACUCUUUCUUCUUCAACACAAGUAGGAGGCAAUAUUUCAACACCGGAAGACAGUGGUUUUAGCUCACUGAGCUGGGAUAAGUCAGAAGAGUCUAUCUCUGACCCAGAGGGUUCUUUUCAAGAACCUCGUCUCAAACAUAGGGGGACUCCCAGAGUGGGGGACAUCAUAAAAAAGCCAAGGCAUCUUGGAAGGUCAAGAAGACUAUCCACUCUUCGAGAGCAAGGCUCACAGUCAGAGACAGAAGAGGAAAAGCAGAUUGUCCACACUACCUUUGAAACAAGACCGGAAGCUGCUUCAGGCAUCUCAGAGAGGCAGCUAGACUGUGAUGAUAAGGGUGUGGAUUUGACUUUAAGCUUUAAGAACUUAUCAAAUACUCCAGCCUUGCAAUUAGUGCAUGAGCUCUUUGUGAAGAGCAAAAGGAAACGACUUCAAUGGAAGAAUGACUGUGAAUUGUUUGAGGAAAGGGAUGAUGGCAAAAUAGCCACACUGCAGUGUGUGCUGGCAGGACUGAUUGGCAAGAAGAUGGGGCUAGGACAGCUGGACAUCUUGACAGAACUAAAAUGUAGAAAUUUGAAGCAUGUCCUAGCUAUGGUUUUAGAUUCCUUGACUGCAGAGAGUUUAUACAGUGCUUGGAAAGUCAGCAGAAAUUGGCGUGAAAUUAUUGCUCAAGAUAAAAAAGCAAAUCAGAGGAGGAAAUUUUAUAUUAUACAACUAAAAGCAAACUCUCAGGCGGCUGUGUUAAAUGUCCAGGAUGCUGCCACUCGGCUCCGUCUUUUCAGUCGCUCAGCCUUAAAAUCAGUGCAAGCGCAGGCUCCUGCAGCCACUUCUCAGAGAGAGCAAACUCCAACUCUGUCUCCUUGGGGAGACGUUUUGACACCUGUAGCAAGCGCUUCUCUCACCCACUUGAGUAGUAAACAGGAACAAUAUGUUAGGGUUGCCAGGACACUUUUUACCGAUGAAGCAUUAAAGCCUUGCCCAAGGUGCCAAUCCCCUGCUAAGUACCAGCCAUUUAAGAAAAGAGGACUGUGCAGCCGCCCAGCCUGUGGUUUUGACUUUUGUGUGUUAUGUCUGUGUGCUUACCAUGGGUCUGAAGAAUGUAGUAGAGGCUCAGCAAAGCCAUGGAAGUGUAAAGAUGCUCUCCCAGGAAGCACCCAAAGCAAGAGGAAUCUAAAGCGUCUCUGAAGAGCCGGAGUAGAAAAGACAUCCCCCCCCCCCCCGUUCAAUAUUUGUCUGACUUAAAAUUAUGACUAUUUUGAACACAUGCAAAUCUUCCCAUUAAUGACAGACAAUGAUUUAUUUCCUAUUUUGUAUAUAUUGUAA